GAGUAGCAAUACGACUGCUUGUCUAAAGUUCUGACGUACAUCCGGUGAAAAAUCCCGGCAUGCCCGAAGUGGCUGCGCGCGCAGCUGGACGCGGUGAGUCAGUGAGUGAGACCCGGAGCGGCAGCGGGAAACAUGGCGGAGCCAGACAGCUGGGAAAUUGAUGACUUUGUGCCUGAGGAACCAAAAGUGAAACCGGGAGUAACUGGUUUAGCUAAAGACCGUUGGGAGGGAGAAGAUGAAGAGGAGGAGGUGAAGGAUAACUGGGAUGAUGAAGAGGAGGUAGAAAAUGCAAAUAAACAGGAGCCUCAAAAGUUAGAACAAAAAGUUACAGAAAAGAAGAAAUUGAAUGAAAAAAUAAAAGAAAAAGAAAAGCAACAAAAAAAAAGACAAGAGGAACUGAAAAAGAGGUUAGAGGUGUCUGAGGAAACCCCUGAGUUAAGUGCAGAGGAGCAGCUAGCAGAAAAACUCCGGCUGAAGAAGUUGCAGGAAGAUGCAGAUCUUGAGCUAGCAAAGGAAGCUUUUGGGGUCCCUGUUACCGGAAUUGAUGUUAUUAAUCCGUCCUCACGAGAUGACUUUGUGGAGUUUGGGAAACUGCUGAAAGAAAAAAUCACACAGUAUGAAAAGUCACUGUAUUACCCCAGUUUCCUGGAAGCACUUGUCCGGGAUGUGUGCAUCUCAUUGGAAAUUGAUGACCUAAAGAAGAUCACCAAUUCUUUGACUGUUUUAUGCAGUGAGAAACAGAAACAAGAAAAACAAAGCAAGGCCAAGAAAAAGAAGAAAGGUGUUGUGCCUGGAGGAGGUCUGAAGGCAACCAUGAAGGAUGAUUUACUAGAUUAUGGGGGCCUAGAUGAAGGAUAUGUACGAGAGUUUGAGGAUUUCAUGUGAUGCUCUCCUGAUUGUUGUGGCCCUCAUCACAGAGUGUCAUCUCCCCAAUCAGGACUCUGCCAAAUGCUACAGUCAAAGAUUUCAUCCUCCCUUUACCCUGUCACAUGUGCCUGACAUGAGGUCAGAGUCUGUGAAUCUGGGUACUCCUACUCUCCUCACUCCCUAAAGUCUUGCCCCAUGCAUUAUAGCCUAAUUUCCAGGCCUGUUCUCAAUGCCACUUUGCUUGUGAUAUGAUACUGUUGAGUGUCUCUCAAGCAGGGGGGUACGCUUCUCUCCCAGCCCACUACAUAAUUUUACUUCUCUAGUUAAUGCUGGUUUCUUGGUUGAAGCCAUUGCUUCUGGUACUUUUAUCUCAUCCUACCUGUUGGGCCACUUUGUUUCCUCCGGCCUCAUCUGAUUUUAUAUCAUGGUUUCUUAGCCUUGCAAUUCAACUUAACAAUUUGAACAUUAAAAAUAAACAAGACCUCAAAUGAACUGCAAUUACUUCUGCUGUGCAAUUAUGAACAUUCAGAAGAAAUACAGCAGGUAUCACUAAUGCCUCAGACCCUGGCUGCUCCAUCCAGUGAUACUUGGCAAGAGACGGGAGCUGCCAGCUUGAAGCCUGUGUGUCACUUGACCUCAUGAUUCAUAAUGGUUUUGAGUUUUUUGUUCUGGUGGCUUGGUAUUUAUUUAGUGAGGAUUGGUGUUUCAGGAAUGGUUAGGUGCUUUCAAAAGCAAUUUGAGGUGCAACGUUUGACUCUUUACCUUCCCUUCUGCUUAUUCACAGGAUGUCGCUUUGCAAGCAGGUCCUUCCGUGGAGAAUUGUUAUAUUAACAAUGAGACUGCAAUGUUUUAUAAGAUAACUAAUUUAAUAAACUCAUUCUUGUGAAA
Bombina bombina (fire-bellied toad) is the source of this 1755-nucleotide messenger RNA. RefSeq names its product eukaryotic translation initiation factor 3 subunit J (gene EIF3J). Gene Ontology annotation, molecular function: translation initiation factor activity. The transcript has 8 exons. The record is from RefSeq and is a predicted model, not a curated record. Bases 133 to 885 code for a protein of 250 amino acids. Gene Ontology annotation, cellular component: cytoplasm; eukaryotic translation initiation factor 3 complex. Lineage: Eukaryota; Metazoa; Chordata; Amphibia; Anura; Bombinatoridae.